Messenger RNA from Fusarium verticillioides 7600, 1681 nucleotides. RefSeq lists its product as hypothetical. Bases 392 to 1228 code for a protein of 278 amino acids. Lineage: Eukaryota; Fungi; Ascomycota; Sordariomycetes; Hypocreales; Nectriaceae. Gene Ontology annotation, biological process: positive regulation of transcription by RNA polymerase II. The transcript is spliced from 3 exons. Gene Ontology annotation, cellular component: nucleus. Gene Ontology annotation, molecular function: transcription cis-regulatory region binding; protein binding. The record is from RefSeq and is a predicted model, not a curated record.
AGUCUGUGUAUGUCUACGGCACGGCCGACAAACGCGGUUAUGAUACCUCUAUGAUCUAAUCAGCCACUCCAGUUGCCUCAUUCGAACCUUGCUCUCUUAUGUUGUCGCCUGGACUGUUUGGGGUCCAAAAUGCGCAAACCUCCUCCGCCGGCACGUUCAGAGUCGUGUUUUGCCCGUUCCUGAGCGCCAAGGAUUGUGCCGUGAAGCCGUAUUAUACGCCAUCACCGUCGUUUAUUAGUAUGGACCGCCACUCUUGAGGCUCGGCGCUUUCUAGCUUUAGUCUGGCGGUCGUGGAAGCUGAAUUUCUACUGUACUUGUGCGUGCGUGCACCAAAGCCAAGCUCUAUGCCGCUAGCAGGGUGAACGUCCAUCUUUUGGCUCUCUCGAUUGAAAUGGAAGAGCUUGAAGCCUGCGUCCUCUUCCCAUCGCCUAAGCAGCAGGAAACGCAGCGUCUCCGCGAACGCAACAGAAUCGCCAAGAGGGCAUCGAGAGCACGCCAACGGCAGCGUGAGCAGCAUAGCGACGCUACUGCGGACGCCGCAGUACAGCCAACGCCAACUGCAGAAGCAACUUCGCAGGACUUGGCGCAGCUAUUGCAUCGGCCACAACACCCUGGUGCAGGUCCAGGUCCAGGUCCAGGUCCAGGUUCAGGUUCAGGCUCAGGCUCUGGUUCUGACUCCGCCUGUCUACGGGCCGAAGCGUCGGAAGACCUUGGCGUCUGGGCACUAGACGGCCCCCUGGAUGACCCUACCGCCCUGCCCUGGCCCUCUUCUCUCGAUGAGGACUGGCCUGGUUUUAGUGGUUCACUAGUGGACACGCUUAGCCCUCGUCAGCUCUCAGUCUCAGUCUCAGUCCCAGCCCCAGGGAUAUCUAACCCAGAGCCGCGAGCGCCGCCUGCGUCUUCAAGUUCACUCACCUCUGACUCCAGCGAUCUCAACAGUAGACCAUCUAGGCUACUCCACAUCGCUGCCCGCAAUGGAACGACGGGGAUUCUCCUCUCGCUAAUCAAGGCUGGCGCAGACGUGAACUCGCGCGACUGCUCCGGCACAACUCCCCUCCACAUCGCUGUACGCUUCCGACGUGCAAGUGCUCUCGAACUCCUCGUGAAUCACGGAGCAAAUAUCAAUGCUCGGGACUCGGCCAACAUGACGGCCCUCGAGGUAGCAGUGAGGGCUCAGGACGAAGAGCUCGUCAACGUUCUCCUCUCUGGUGGAGCUGAGCUUCAUUAAUCAGGCGCUUGACUAGAACAGUCACUUUUUGAGAUAGAUAAUUCUUUUGGUAUCCGGGUUGGCAACAUAACUAGAGGAGGACGUAUGGCAAUAAACGAGCUAUGACUUUUUUGAACCUGAUGGUAUGCGGCUUAUACUCCUGAACGUCUGGUUUCUCUUUGCUCUUGUGUCUUUGGGUUGUGUCAUUUGCGCUUGCGAUGGAGCAUGAUUGGUCACGCUGUAUGAUACACACAAAUGCUCGCAGGGAAGAUCAAGGUUGUUCGUCUUGUCAAGUUUGUUUGAUGUUGAAAAAGCAGCGAUCGUAACGUCAUUUACUGGCAUCUCAGUCAUUGUUCACUUCUGAUGAGUAUCAGCAAAGUGUCUUGAUCUUUUGGAUUGAUUUUGUACCUUGAUGCAAGCCCUAGCCGCCCAAGAUACGCGUUGCUAACUCGUCAAAGAUUUCUUGCUUUAUUU